Messenger RNA from Lagenorhynchus albirostris (white-beaked dolphin), 1033 nucleotides. RefSeq names its product proteasome assembly chaperone 1 (gene PSMG1). The record is from RefSeq and is a predicted model, not a curated record. Gene Ontology annotation, cellular component: endoplasmic reticulum. The coding region runs from base 30 to 899 and encodes 289 amino acids. Gene Ontology annotation, biological process: proteasome core complex assembly. Gene Ontology annotation, molecular function: proteasome binding. The transcript has 7 exons. Lineage: Eukaryota; Metazoa; Chordata; Mammalia; Artiodactyla; Delphinidae.
AGUUCGGCCGGGAGGGUGUGAGGGCGGUUAUGGCAGCCACGUUCUUCGGAGAGGUGGUGAGGGCGCCGUGCCGAGCCGGGACGGAGGACGAGGAGGAGGAGGAAGAGGAGGGGAGGAGGGAGACGCCCGAAGACGGGGAGGUCCGGCAGCAACUGGCGCGGAAGAGGGAGGUGCGGCUCCUUCGAAGACAAACAAAAACAACUUUGGAAGUUUCUCUGCUAGAAAAAUAUCCUUGCUCCAAGUUUAUAAUUGCUAUAGGAAAUAAUGCAGUAGCAUUUUUGUCAUCAUUCAUCAUGAAUUCAGGAGUCUGGGAAGAAGUUGGUUGUGCUAAACUCUGGAAUGAAUGGUGUAGGACAGUGGACACUACACACCUGUCCCCCACAGAGGCUUUUUGUGUGUUUUAUCACCUAAAAUCGAAUCCCUCGGUUGUGCUCUGUCAAUGUAGUUGCUACGUUGCUGAAGAUCAGCAGUAUCAGUGGCUGGAAAAGGUUUUUGGCUCUUGUCCAAGGAAGAAUAUGCAAGUAACUAUUCUUACAUGUCGACAUGUUACUGACUAUAAAACUUCAGAAUCUACCAGCAGUCUUCAUACUCCUUUCCUGAAAGCCCUAAAAACACAGAAUUUCAGAGAGCCUCUUUGCUGUUCACUGCUAGAACAACCAAAUAUCGUGCAUGACCUUCCUGCAGCAGUUCUGAGUUAUUGUCAAGUAUGGAAAAUCUCUGCAAUUCUGUACUUAUGUUAUACUGAUGUGAUGAAAUUAGACCUAAUCACAGUUGAAGCUUUUAAGCCUGUACUUUCUUCCAGAAGCUUGAAAAGUUUGGUUAAGAAUAUUCCCCAGAGCACAGAGAUACUGAAGAAAUUGAUGACAACAAAUGAGAUUCAGAGUAACAUUUACACAUGAUUCCAAAGAUUGUUUUGUAGAGUAUAUUACCCAUCCAUUCCUAGAAGGGGAGCGGCGUGCACUGUUUUGUAGGUUACUUUUUUUUCAGGGAGGUAUUUUGAGGAUGUUAACAGAAUAAACUUAUUUUAAAUUCA